AUGUGGAAUGUGCGGGAGGCCUCGAAGGCGCUAGACGCCAGCUAUGUUGGUGGACUGAAAAAGAGGGAGAUGCAGUUGGAAGAGAUAAGGGUUCAGGUUGAAGCUAGUAAAGUGGAGGAGAGAUUUCUGUUUUCGAAUGUGUGCGGGUUUCCUUUGUACGAAGCGGAUUUCGGGUGGGGAGAACCCGACCGGGUCAGGUUUGUCGGGCUGCCCUACAAGAAUAUGGCAUUUUUUAUGGAUACAAAAACUGGGGAUGGAAUAGAGGUAUUGCUCCAGUUGAGUGAACAAGAUAUGGAAAAAUUCCAAGCUCAUUCGAUGUUAAAGAUUUUAUCAUUCAUUCCCGCCGUCUUCUUCUACCCUUCAAACCCCACAAUUCCCAACUCGGAAAAAUCAAAGCUGCUGAAGAAAUCCUUAUCGAAUGUCCUCUCCAUAUACCACCCUCUCGCCGGCCGCCGCGUGGGAAAUCUCUACGUCGACUGCAACGACGCCGGCACACCCCUCUCCGAAGCCGAAGCAGACUGCGACCUCUCGCUAGCUGUCGCCGAUCCAAACCCUAGUAAUUUGAAGAUAUUUCUACCCCACGAGACAGAUGAGUUCCAUGAUCUCUGCCUGGCUGUUCACGCCACCUAUUUCCCCUGUGGCGGCCUCGCCAUCGGGAUCCUCCUCUCGCACAAGGUCGCCGACGCAUCAUCUUACCUCUUGUUCCUCAAAACCUGGUCCGCCGUCGCAAGAAACGGCGGGGGCGUGCCGUUGCCCAAGUUUGAGCUCGCCGCCUAUGCUCCACAGCUGGACAUCCUCAGCUGCCAGCCUCCGCCGGGAUUAGUGGAGGGAGAUGUCGCCACCACGAUCCUCACAUUCGCAGCAGCGGAGAUCGCCACUCUCCAGGAGAGGUACAACUCCCCGGGCUGUCGUCGCCCGAGCCGGGUGGAAGCACUCUCGGCUUUUAUAUGGACACGAUUCGUGUCCGCAACGGGCGCUAUAUCCGACCCGGAUCAGAUGUGUAUCGUGUAUAAUGCGAUAAACCUAAGGAACCGGGCUGACCCGCCCCUGUCGGAUCACCAGUUCGGUAACUUCAUUGCGCCUUCGACGGCUUUCGUGAGGGCCGGGGACAGCGGCGUGGAGGUUGUGCGGAAGGUGCGGGAAGCUACGAAGAGGAUAGACGCGGGCUACGUGGCCGGGCUGAAGAAGAGGGAGCGGCAAUUGGAAGACAUAAUGGGGCAUGUUCGAGCCAGUGAAGGUGUGAUGGUUAAAAUGUUCUUCUCGAGUCUGUGUGGAUUUCCUUUUACUCAAGUGGAUUUCGGGUGGGGCAGACCGGCCCGGUUGAAGACCAUCGGGUUGCCCUUCCAGAAUUUGGUACAUUUUAUGGAUACAAAUGGUGGGGAUGGAGUAGAGGCACUCAUUCAAUUGAGCAUACAAGAUAUGGAGAAAUUCCAAGCUCAUUUAUCACUCAAUAGUAAAUUGUAA
This is a messenger RNA of Salvia splendens (bonfire salvia), 1464 nucleotides long. RefSeq names its product stemmadenine O-acetyltransferase. The record is from RefSeq and is a predicted model, not a curated record. Lineage: Eukaryota; Viridiplantae; Streptophyta; Magnoliopsida; Lamiales; Lamiaceae. The transcript has 3 exons. Bases 1 to 1464 code for a protein of 487 amino acids.